This is a messenger RNA of Closterium sp. Naga37s-1, 4140 nucleotides long. Lineage: Eukaryota; Viridiplantae; Streptophyta; Zygnematophyceae; Desmidiales; Closteriaceae. The record is from the annotation of a GenBank genome assembly.
AUGCAGGCUGUGGGCAAGGUCCUUCCUGCCCUGAACGGCAAGCUCACUGGCAUGGCCUUCCGUGUGCCCACUCCUGACGUGUCGGUGGUUGACCUCACUGUUCGCCUGGAGAAGGGAGCCAGCUACGAUGACAUCAAGGCAGCCAUCAAGGCUGCAUCUGAGGGCCCUCUGAAGGGCUAUCUUGGAUACACUGAGGACGAUGUGGUCUCCACUGACUUUUUGGGUGACCCCAGGUCGAGCAUUUUCGAUGCCAAGGCAGGGAUUGCUCUCACUCCUAACUUCGUGAAGCUGGUGUCGUGGUACGACAACGAGUGGGGCUACAGCCCAGCCUCCCCGCCUACCUACGAGCAGGCGCGAUUUUCCCUCAGCGGAGCUUCCGUUCGGAGCGGCAGCGGAUUUUCCCGCGGCACCGUGGGAGCUGAGACCAGCGCCUGUUGCGGCAACAGCAGCCGCCAUCGCCGCUCCGCCAUUUUUUGCGUGUCGUCUUCCGCGCGCGCCCCAAAUCCGCUCUCCUUACCCGCACGUGGGGGAUUUCUAACCGCGGGGAAGAAUGUUGACACGAGGGGAAACUCCGCAUGUGCGCGGAGCAACCAGGGAACGCGGAAUGGGAUUUUGUCGCAAGGAGGCGUUGGGGUUGCAAACAGGCCUUUCCUCAAAGGGAUGGGGGUGGGGCCGGGGCUUCGGAGAACAGGAGGGGACGGAUUCGGGGGACGUAGAGGGGCGGGGAAAGUUGGUGCGCGAAGAAGAGUGGUGGUGCAAGCUGUGGGUCCCGAGAUAGGCUCGAAUGCGGCGUACGAUGUGAUUGGGUCGCUGGGGCUCGAUACACUCACGUUCCUGGUGGCCACCGUUAUUGUCAUCCCCGCAUUUAAGAGCCUCAAAAUAAGCCCGCUCUUCGAAAUGGGCCUCGAGCUCUCCCUCGAGCGACUCAGAGCACUCGCCAAGUUCGCAUUCGGCAUGGGCCUUCCCCAGGUUCUCCUCACUACGCUUGCCUUCACAGCGUUCGAGCUGCCAAUCGACAAUGCCAUUGGCACGCGCGCACUCGAAUUCCUCUUUGGGGCCAAAGCUGAUCUGGUGAAUAUCCGGUCACUAGAUGAGGCCAUUGUCAUCGGAGCUGCUCUUGCGCUCUCCUCCUCCGCCUUCGUGCUUCAGUUGUUGUCUGAAAAGGGUGAGCUCGCCACUCGCUACGGGUCGGCAACUCUCGGCAUCUUGCUGCUGCAGGACAUUGCAGUCGUCCCUCUGCUCGUCAUUCUCCCCAUCCUCGAAAACGGGGACUUCACCGACGAUUCCAUCUUCCCUCUGCUCGCUCUGGAAGGAGCCAAGGACUUCACGGACGAUUCCAUCUUCCCUCUGCUCGCUCUGGAGGGAGCCAAGUCGCUGCUGGGGCUGGGAGUGCUGCUCUACACGGGCCGAAUCGCUCUGCGACGGCUGUUUGAGUUCGUGGCUGAGUCGCGGAGCUCAGAGGCGUUCAUUGCGCUCUGCCUGCUCACAGUCACGGGAACAGCUCUCAUCACCAGCAAGCUCGGAUUCAGUGACUCGUUGGGAGCGUUCCUAGCAGGAGUACUACUGGCAGAGACCAACUACCGCACACAGCUGGGAGCGUUCCUGGCAGGAGCACUGCUGGCAGAAACGAAUUACCGCACACAGGUGGAGGCGGACAUCCGCCCCUUCAGAGGGCUGCUGCUGGGGCUCUUCUUCGUCACCACUGGCAGCUCCAUCGACCUCAACCUGCUAGCAUCGGAGUGGCCCAACAUCCUGGUGCUACUAGUAGGCCUAGUAGGCAUAAAGGCGGCCAGCAUCACAGCUUUCACCUUCUUUUCUCACUCUUUUUCUCUCCAUCUGUCGUCCUCCCCCCGGCAGCUGCUGGCAUCGGAGUGGCCCAACAUCCUGGCUCUCCUCGUGGGCCUCAUAGGCAUCAAGGCAGCCAUCAUCACACCUUCCAUCUCAACCACCUCUUUCCAUCCCCACUCUCUCUUCCCCACACCCUCGCAGCUGCUGGCAUCGGAGUGGCCCAACAUCCUGGCUCUCCUCGUGGGCCUCAUAGGCAUCAAGGCAGCCAUCAUCACGGCUCUAGGGCCGCGUGUGGGGCUCACUCUCUCGGAGUCCGUUCGCACGGGGCUGCUGCUGUCCCAAGGGGGCGAGUUCGCCUUCGUUGUCUUCGCCCUUGCUAACCAAUUAGGCGUGCUCCCCUUGGAGCUGAACCGCCUGCUCACCAUCGUGGUGGUGCUAUCCAUGGCGCUCAGCACCCUCUCUUCCCCCUUCUCCCCUCCUUUCCUCCCUCCUCCCUUUCCUACCUCCCUCCCCUUCCCCCCACAACCAAUUCAGGCUGGGCGUGCUCCCCUUGGAGCUCAACCGUCUGCUUAUCAUCGUGGUGGUGCUCUCCAUACUAGGCGUGCUCCCAUUGGAGCUGAACCGCCUGCUCAUCAUCGUGGUGGUUCUUUCCAUGGCGCUCACGCCCUUCCUCCAUCUCCCUCCCUCCCUCCCUCCCUCCCUCCCUUCCUCCCUCCCAUGAGCCAGACUAGGCGUGCUGCCAUUGGAGCUGAACCGGCUGCUCAUCAUCGUGGUGGCGUGCUGCCAUUGGAGCUGAACCGGCUGCUCAUCAUCGUGGUGGUGCUAUCCAUGGCGCUCACGCCCUUCCUGGACGCCCUGGGGCGCCGAGCAGCCGAGUACAUAGAGGACAACAUCGAAUCCAGGGACGCUGCCACUGUUGCUGCCGGGGGCGUGGGUGGUGGGGCGGCUGUUGGUAGACUGGGAGCAGGCGGCAAUGGGGCGAUGAGUGGAGCCGAUGGCGGCAUGGAAGGCGAAGCGGCAGGCGCAUCCCACUCUACACACUUCGCCGGUGCGGAGCCGAUAGUCAUUCUGGGGUUCAACCAGAUGGGGCAGGUGCUGGCCAACUUCCUCUCCACGCCGCUUGCAGCGGGGUCAGGGGGAGACGCUGCUGGUUGGAACUUCAUCUCCUUCGAUCUCAACCCCAAGCGCGUGCGGCUUGGCGCAUCGCUCGGUUUCCCCGUCCUGUAUGGCGACGGCAGCCGCCCGGCAGUGCUGGAAUCGGCCGGCAUUCGCCGCCCCAAGGCCUUCAUGGUCGUCUAUUCCAGCCGCACCCGAUCCGUGGCUUCAAUCGAGCGGCUCAAAGAGGCUUUUCCUGGGGUACCUCUGUAUGCACGGGCAGUGGACUCAAUGCAUCUGUCGGAGCUCAGGCGAGCAGGGGCCACUGACGUGGUGUUGGAGAGCGCUGAGACUGGUCUCCUCCUCGGCUCCAUGAUGCUACAGGGCAUGGGGGUGAUGCGAGAUGAUGUGACUGGUCUGCGUCUGGGCUCCAUGCUUCUACAGGACAUGGGGGUGAUGAGAGACGAUGUGGUGUUUGUGCGGCGCCUCAUGCGGGACGCCAUGGACCAGAGGGCUCUCUCUGCUUCCUCCUCCUCCCAGUCCUCCGACCUCAUCUCCUCCCGCCCUCUUCUCGACACUCUCAAGGAAACACUCGGUCGUAGAGCCAUUCGGCCCAUAGAACCCACAGCCUUUCUCAUGAAUAAACAAGACGAGCGUACUGCCGCUCCUUCAUCUGCAGCAUCCGCUGCUGCAUCUGCAGCUCUUUCUGCUGUCGAUGGGGACACGCGGCAGCAGGAGAAUCCUGCUAAAGUUGCCGCGUUUACCGCCACUCGUGCAUCUGCAGUGGCUGCUGCAGCUGCAGCUGCCGCUACAGUGGGCGUGCUUGUCGCGAGCAAAGCAGACGAAACAGCAGCAGCUCCAAAAGAAGAGGGCGAGGACACACAAGCAGGGAUCAAAGAAGCACCCGUAGCAAGGGGUUUCGGUGCAGAGAUCCCAUCCCUCGACUCCCCAUUGGGUAUCAACCCUGUAUUCGUACUGGCAGACGCCCAGGCUACUCCUGACGGCAUGCUUCAGUACUUCUCCGAUGGAGAGGACUUUGUUGACCGGAAUCUCAGCCUUGAUGCCAGUCAGCUGCCUGCUGCAAGCGCUGCAAUGCCGCCGUCAUUGGACUCACCAGUGGUGCUGGGAGAGGGGUUUGACUCGGAAGGAGGGCAAGCUGGGGCGGGUGAGAGGCUGGUUUACUUUUCAGAUGGGGAUGACUUUGUGGAUGUCAAGCUGGAGCUUCCCCAGUCCGGCGAUUUCCCUAGAGAAAAGUAA